AUGACUUCUUCCUCUUCAACUACUCUCUCGAUUGCUCUUCUUUUUGCAACUUUUUGGACUUCUGCCAAUGCGUGUGUUGCCUCUGGAACAUGUGGCCUAGGUCCAUGUUUUAACCCUCUUCCUGCUCUCCCAUCUCCUUGUGCUUCCUCUGGCUGUGGACCUGGAUUCUCGUGUGGAUCUUAUGGAUGUUAUCGUUCAAAAGCCCGCGUACAUGCUGCUGGAACUCACCAUCAGGGACCAAUUCUAUUUGGAGCGGAUCGAUUCUCACAGUUCCGUCGUCAACAGCCAACACCUCAACAGGCAACGGACCCAAAUGCGUUAUUUAUGCAAUGUUGUGAGCAAAGAGGACUUCCAGAUGCAUGCCUUCAGAAGUGUACAUUCAAUACUUAUUCUAAAGAAUCUUUAACCCGAAUGUACUUCCGUCAAGAUGCUUGCCCACUGGCUGCUUCUGCAGAAAUCCAAUUCUGUGCAGCUCAAGGAAGAGAUCAUCGUUCGUGCUGUAUCAGAAAUGGAGUGACCACUACUCUUGCUGGAGAUAAAUGCUUGACUUUCUGUGAUCAGAGACCUGGAAAUGUCACUCUUCUCGACUAUUCCUAUGUUUCUUGCUAUGAUCGCUUCGAGAACAUGAAGUCCUGCUUCUGGCACGAUGCUGCUGAAAGAUCCAAGAAGUAUUGA
Molecule: messenger RNA, 675 nt
Organism: Caenorhabditis remanei
Lineage: Eukaryota; Metazoa; Nematoda; Chromadorea; Rhabditida; Rhabditidae
Exons: 4
Coding region: 1-675 (224 amino acids)
Source: RefSeq, a predicted model, not a curated record